Molecule: messenger RNA, 1266 nt
Organism: Dendrobium catenatum
Lineage: Eukaryota; Viridiplantae; Streptophyta; Magnoliopsida; Asparagales; Orchidaceae
Exons: 6
Coding region: 107-988 (293 amino acids)
Molecular function (GO): protein binding
Source: RefSeq, a predicted model, not a curated record
AAAUGACCAAAACCAAAGAAUUGUAAUUAGCAAGAUUAUCCAGGUCCUAUCCCUUUGGCUUUGAGCUCCUCUACUGUGAGCAGUAGCAACGUACGGGAGAGGAAAGAUGCAUUCUUUGGGGCUUAAGCUAGUGUCUUUGAAGCCGGCAACGUUCUCCAAAGCGUGGCCAAACCAUAGUGAAAGGACGAGACGUUGUCAUGUGAUCCUGUCUUCCUCCAAUUCUUCUUCGUCGUCCUUCUCCUCUUCUUUUUCGUCUUCGUCUUCCUCUUCCUCUUCCUCAUCUUCUUCAUCCGAUAAAGGUGGUACGGAGAACGAGAAGAUCCUUUCUUCUACGACCACAUCUUUUCUUUCGAAGAGCCAGAAUUACGCCCUUCUCAAGAAGCAGAUGGCCGUGGCGGUCAAUUCCGAGAAUUAUAAAGAAGCUGCAAGAAUAAGGGAUUCCUUAAAAUCUUUUGAGGAGGAAGAACCAGUAUUGCGCCUUCAAGGAUUGUUAAAGAAGGCUAUUCUAGAAGAACGGUUUGAGGAUGCUGCCAGAUAUCGAAAUGAAUUGAACAUUUUGGCCCCACACGCCUUGUUGAAAUGUUCAAGUGAUGCUACUACGGUGGGUAUACGGGUGCAAGUCAGGAGUGUGUAUAUUGAGAGCAGGAGCCAGCCAUCAAAAGGGCAGUACUUCUUUGCUUAUCGAAUCCGAAUCACUAAUAAUUCAGAGCGUCCUGUACAGAUCCUUAGACGGCAUUGGAUCAUAACAGAUGGCAACGAGAAAACUGAGAACCUCUGGGGAGUUGGUGUGAUAGGAGAACAACCUGUAAUACUUCCAAAUACUGGAUUUGAGUAUUCUUCUGCAUGUCCAUUGAGUACUCCUAAUGGAAGAAUGGAAGGUGAUUUUGAGAUGAAGCAUAUUGAUAUGGUUGGAUCAUCAACUUUCAAUGUGGCAAUUGCACCUUUCUCUCUUUCCAUCAUAGGAGAUGAAGUUGGUGGCCUCCUUUAGCGUUUUUGUUUACAAUCUUUUCAUAAUAUGUUUAUAUGAUCAUAUGCAAUGUGGUCUAAUAAGUCGCAUAUGAUGCUUAAUUGUAUAUUUAUAAGAUCAGUCUGAGUUUGGUCAGAAAAAUUUUUCUCAUAUUUAUUUGUUAGCUUGUUAAUAUGUAUGAUGUUAUUAAUAUAUGGAAUUUUUAUAUUUUUUGGGGUGUAAAAUGUAGAGUGAAUGAUGUUUAGAUGCAAAUGAGGAUGUGACUUAUUAGGCAUUAUAUCACUCAUGUUAAUGUGUAA